CGGACACUGUUGAGACUGCCGAGGGCGAUGUGGCAAAGGCAGUGGCUGGACCACCCGAUGGGGUGGGGGUUGACACCUCUCCACGAUCGGGGCUGGAGGAGGGGUUCUUCUUGCUGGCCAUGAUGGUGGCUGAGCAAAUGGAGGAGUGGGUGAUUGUGCGCGUCGGGAUGGAAGUGGAGGAGGGAGAGUGCAGUGGAGAUGCGAGGGACGGCGAGAGGGGGUCUAGGCGUGAGGCUCCCAGACUUGUCGCUCAGGCCUCUUGGGGCUUUGGUGGGGGGGGGGGGGGGGGGGGGCGUGCAGGGCGUGUGCUAAAGAGGAGGAGGAGAUGCAAUGGGAGGUUGGUGAUGGUGGGCGUGGAGGUGGAGUGUGACGGUUGUGGAGUGUAGUGGUGAAAUGCUAAGAGGGAGAGGGGAGAUGCGAGGAGAUGUGAGGGGAGGAGGGGAUAGAUGAGGAUGAGGAUGAGGAUGGAGAUGGAGAGUGGACAC
Molecule: messenger RNA, 485 nt
Organism: Cutaneotrichosporon oleaginosum
Lineage: Eukaryota; Fungi; Basidiomycota; Tremellomycetes; Trichosporonales; Trichosporonaceae
Source: RefSeq, a predicted model, not a curated record